GGCAGACCUGCCAGGAGCGAGUUGCAGUAGUCCAGUCUUGAAAUGACAAGGGACUGAACAAGCACCUGAGUGGCCUGUGUGGAAAGAAAUGGACGAAUCUUUCUGAUGUUAUAAAGGAGAAAUUGGCAUGAGCUUGUCAGAUAAGCAAUUUGAGAGGAAAAGGACAGUAGAUUGUGCAUGGUUACCCCAAGGUUGCAACCGAAGGUGAGAUCAGAGAGUUGUCCAGGGAGAUCACAAGAUCCUGACAUGGGGAUGAAUCACCUGGGAUUAAUAGCAGUUUAAUUUUGCUGCUAUUAAGUUUCAGCUGAUGAGCUGUCAUCCAUGAUGAGAUGUCUGCCAGACAUGCUGAUAUCUGAGCAGAGACAUGAGUGUCUGAGGGAGGGAAGGAGAGAAUGAGUUGAGUGUCUUCCGCAUAGCAGUGGUAUGAAAACCCAUGUGAGGAUAUGACCACACCAAGAGAUCGAGUAUAGAGGGAGAACAGAAGAGGACCAAUACUGAGCCUUGCGGGACACCAGUGGAGAGUCUGCGGGGAGCACAUGUGGAUCCCCUCCAUGUCACCUGAUAUGACCGACCAUCCAGGUUUAUAUGCUCAGAGGAGUAAGUACACUGGGUGAUCCAGGAAAAGGGUGGAGCAACUAAAGAGAACAUUACAAGCACAGUUCAUGCCAGAUUCUCUCACCUUUCAAUGUUGACUGCUAGUGGAUUAUAGGAUCAUGUUGAGCCUUAUCAAACUACCUCGAGUCUUAACCAUCAACCAAGUUCCAAAAGUGUUCCAUGAGGAUGGGAUCAUAUCUGGGUAUCGAUAUCCAUACAGCUCCGCUAAAGACUGUGUUCUAAGUAUCUUCCAGCUAACUAAUGAAACCCUCAACAUUUGGACCCACUUUCUUCCUACAUGGUUCUUCUUGUGGAAGCUCCUUGUGGUGCUAAUAGAGGAAGACUGGCAGGACUCGUACUGUUGGCCUCUGCUGGUCUUCCUGUUGUCCAGCUGCUUGUACCCACUGGCUUCCAGCUGUGCACACACCUUCAGUACCAUGUCUGAACGUGCCAGACACAUCUGCUUCUUCUUCGACUAUGGAGCACUCAGCUUCUACAGCUUAGGUUCUGCCAUCGCAUACUCCUCCUAUAUAUUUCCUGAGAAAUGGGUGAACAGUGUUUUCCAUAAAUAUUACAUUCCCACUGCCAUGCUCAACUCUAUCCUCUCCACUGGACUGGCCUGCUACUCAAGGCUUGGAUUACCUUUCAUUGAGUACAACUACCGUUUAAAUAAAAGGUCUGUUGAGAAAACAAGUGUGAAACUAGAGAAAAUUCUGCGCAUUGUGUCCUUUGCACUUCCGUAUCUCUUUGACAACAUCCCUUUGUUCUAUAGGAUUUUUGUGUGUGUUGGAGAGGAUUGCACACUCAAUGAAGCCAUUACUGUUCACUACCAGCACACUGCACUGGCACUACUUACAGGAUUCCUCUUUGCCUCACACCUACCUGAACGCCUGGCACCUGGAAGUUUUGACUAUAUAGGACACAGUCACCAGCUCUUUCAUGUGUUCGCAAUCACUGGCACGUACUUCCAGCUCGCUGCAGUUGAGCUAGACAUGACCUUACGGAAGCAAUGGCUUCUGACUCAUUCACAACCCAUUACCUUCACCAACACAGUAGGUGCAGCAUUGCUUUGUGCAGCCUUCAGUCUAUGUAUAAUCUAUGUCUUCAGUAAGGCACUUUUCUGCACAAGGAUUUGGAAGGACAGUGAUUUGAAAAGGUCACAUUUUGCUGCAGUUUCUGACUCACAGCAUGCAAAAGUGUGUUUUAUUUUAAGACAGGAAAAAUUAAGGUGAAGGAUUUUUUUUCAUGGACUGAAGCAUGUUCUAUACAAGACUGAUAUCUGUGUUAAUUAUUCAAGAUCUCCUGUUAGAGAUCUGUUAAUUAGAUUUUGUUAUAAAAUAAGUUGAAAACUGAAAUGAGGAUUCAUGCUGUGCCUUUCACUGGGUUGUGUUUACAAUUAUGACACUCAGUAUGUGAUUUAUUAUUAUUUUUUGCUUCAAUUUCAAGACCUGGAUUCCCCACAUGUACACUGAAAAUUUUUUUAUUUCUGUGAAGUUUUGUUACUUGGUAUAAUUAUAUUUAUUUUAUU
Molecule: messenger RNA, 2122 nt
Organism: Pangasianodon hypophthalmus (striped catfish)
Lineage: Eukaryota; Metazoa; Chordata; Actinopteri; Siluriformes; Pangasiidae
Gene: paqr5a
Product: progestin and adipoQ receptor family member Va
Exons: 9
Coding region: 714-1826 (370 amino acids)
Cellular component (GO): membrane
Molecular function (GO): signaling receptor activity
Source: RefSeq, a predicted model, not a curated record